Messenger RNA from Bipolaris maydis ATCC 48331, 1501 nucleotides. Its product is annotated as aspartic peptidase domain-containing protein. The record is from RefSeq and is a predicted model, not a curated record. Gene Ontology annotation, cellular component: fungal-type vacuole. Lineage: Eukaryota; Fungi; Ascomycota; Dothideomycetes; Pleosporales; Pleosporaceae. Gene Ontology annotation, biological process: proteolysis. Gene Ontology annotation, molecular function: aspartic-type endopeptidase activity.
UCCAUCUCUCCCCCACGACCUUUCGAAUCGUCCAUCUCACACCCAUUCUCCUUCUACAUCCCAUCUCACUCUUAUUUCUCGCCCGUCAUCAUGAAGACGGCGAUUCUUCUCGCAGCGGCCAGCUCGGCCUCUGCUGCUGUCUACAAGAUGCCGCUCAAGAAGGUCUCGCUUUCUGAGCAGCUGGAACAUGCCAACGUUCAGACCCAACUCGCUGGCUUGAAGCACAAGUACUCUCAGCAGCGCGUGGCAAACCUCAGGCCUCAGUCUCAGUUGGAGGCUGCCCUCACGGCGCCCCACAUUACCGACGGAUCGCACCCUGUGCCUGUCAGCAACUAUUUGAACGCGCAGUACUUUUCCGAGAUCUCACUCGGCACACCUCCUCAGUCGUUCAAGGUUAUCCUUGACACGGGCAGCUCUAACCUCUGGGUUCCAUCGACUCAGUGCACCUCGAUCGCUUGCUUUCUUCACGACAAGUACGAUUCGUCUAGCUCAUCUACAUACCAGAAGAACGGUUCGGACUUCGAGAUUCGCUACGGAUCGGGUUCUAUGAAAGGAUUCGUCUCCAACGAUGUUUUGCAGAUCGGCGACUUGAAGGUAAAGAACCAGGACUUUGCCGAAGCUACCUCUGAGCCUGGUCUCGCUUUUGCCUUUGGCAAGUUCGAUGGCAUCCUGGGUCUUGGCUACGACACCAUCAGUGUCAAUCACAUAGUGCCACCCUUUUAUAACAUGAUCAAUCAAGGCCUUCUUGAUGAACCUGUUUUUGCCUUCUACCUUGGCGACGUCGCCGACAAGCAGGGGUCCGAGGCCACCUUUGGCGGCAUCGACGAGAGCCACUACACGGGCAAGUUGAUCAAGCUUCCUUUGAGGCGCAAGGCCUACUGGGAGGUUGAUCUCGAUGCCAUCACCUUCGGCAAAGAGACUGCUGAGACGGAAAACGUGGGUGUCAUUCUGGACACUGGCACAUCUCUGAUUGCUCUCCCCUCGGCUAUGGCUGAGCUUCUCAACAAGGAGAUUGGCGCUAAGAAGGGCUUCAACGGCCAGUACUCGGUCGAGUGCGACAAGCGCGACAGUCUGCCCGACCUUACUUUCACGCUUACUGGACACAACUUCACCAUUAGCGCCUAUGACUACAUUCUUGAGAUCUCGGGAUCUUGCAUCUCUGCUUUGAUGGGUAUGGACAUUCCCGAGCCUGCCGGACCUCUUGCCAUUCUCGGCGACGCUUUCCUCAGGAAGUGGUACUCUGUAUACGACCUGGGCAACUCCGCUGUCGCUCUUGCAAAGUCCAAGUAAACAUCUAGCCCUGGACAGGAUGGCCAAGAGGCAAACGAAAUGGCAUGAGAAGCAAUGUUGAUCAAGUGAUUGGAGUUUGGCUGAAAUUGGGCUUUGUUUGAAAGGGUCUGGGAGGUAUUUCUUUGGCUCGGCAUGGCAAUACGGUCUGUGUACGAAUAAUAACAAAUGCGAUAACAAGUCAAGUAACUCGGCGUUGAUUGCAGCGUUAUGU